Molecule: messenger RNA, 1137 nt
Organism: Alternaria alternata
Lineage: Eukaryota; Fungi; Ascomycota; Dothideomycetes; Pleosporales; Pleosporaceae
Exons: 3
Coding region: 1-1137 (378 amino acids)
Biological process (GO): protein quality control for misfolded or incompletely synthesized proteins
Cellular component (GO): i-AAA complex
Molecular function (GO): misfolded protein binding
Source: RefSeq, a predicted model, not a curated record
AUGCGCGAGCAGUUCUCAGAGCAAUACCACAAAAGCCCCGUCUUGUUUCCCUUUGCGAUUGCGACCAUCGCGCUCGUGGCGGGUAUCUGCGUCUUCUACAUACCCUGGUACUACAAAAACGUCAUCAUAAAACCCUACCACAACUUCCCCGAGCCCGUCGCCAAGAAGCUGCGGAAAGCCUUGUUCUAUUCUCGCGGGAAAUGGCUCGAUAUUCGCGAGGCGAACAAGCAUUUCCGGCAGGCGCUUGCCCUUGCUGAUGAGAUGGGCAUGGAUCCGUUUAGCGACGAGAUCAUGGGAGUGAAAUACACCAUUGCCGCCUUGUUCGAGGACGCCGGGUACUACAGCCUGGCUAUCGAUGUGUUGGAGAUUAUGCGGAAUGACUGCCAGAAGUGGGUCGACGAGUUUUCGGAUAAGCACUGGACGACGGGGAACAGGAGCAGGGUGAAGAAGAAUAUGGUGCAGAUUAAUCUCAAGCUGGGCCAGCUCUACGACGUGAGAUAUGUCAAUGAGCCGGAGAAUGGAGAAAAGCGACUAGUCGAGGCUGUUGAGAGUGCGCUCAAGGAGCAACAAAGGCGGGAGAGGGACGGUGUUAAGAAUGGCGAGGGGCCAUGGCUGACCAACGAUGAGAUGGGUGGAGUGCUAGAAGCUCUUGGAACACACUACGAGCAAUUCGACUCACACUACCUCGCUGCGCCGCUGUUCGUCAAGGCGCUCCAGCUCUGCCCACCAACAUCAUGCCACAGCGUCGUCCUAAUGAACAAUAUAUCCACCUGCCUCGUCCAACAAACUCCUCCCUCCACCACCGACGCCAUCACCAUGGCCCCCGAACCCUCCGACUUCCCCGUCUCAAACUCCGCUCCCCGCGCCCUCCUCAUAGACCAAGCGCGGCAAUGGGCCGAGCGCGCACUAGCACAAGCAGCACACAUCAAGGCGCCAGAGCGGAAUGAAGAGUGUGAUGUGGGCUGUGCGGUUGCGACACAUAACCUGGGUGAGUUUUUCGAAAUGGAGGGCAAGCUUGGUGAGGCGCGGCAGAGGUACGAAGAGGCGGCUAGUCUGGCCAAGAAGAUGGGGUUCAAGGACGGGUUGGUGAAUGCGAGAGCGGGUAUCAAGAGAUGUAAGGAUUUGGAGAAGGCGUGA